ACCGACUCUGCCGGUCCCUGCCUCCCUAACCGAGCCCUGCCAACCACCACUGCUUCCCGGACCGUCAGAGCUUCAGGUGGUUCGGCUCUCUUUCAACGCUCCAACCCUUUCGAGAAAUAAUACCCGAGAAUCGCGCUAAAACUUCGAUACCAAGAUGGUUUCGGCGUGGUUUGGCAUCAUAGCCGUUUGCCUAUCAGCAAUGAUGGUCGAUGCAUUGUCUACGACAUUGAUGCAGGAUGUUCAACGAGCUGAUCAAGUUUUACGUCCUAAGGCGAAACGUGCCCAAGAGCUGCUAAUGUUUGGAAAUCAGCAAAAUCGUCAGGCUGAAAAUAUAAAACCUGGGCUAUUCUCCCCAACAGCGGAAAAACGAACAAUUGGCUCUUCUGGACUAGAAGAAUUGAAAAGUGCUUUUCCAUCAGCAACGGAAAAAUUCAGCCGUACAAAACCCGUCGCUAUUGGAGGAGGCGCGGCAUUACACGAUAGCUAUGAUGAUACUCAUUUACCUGCAUCUUAUUACAAGGGUUAUCAAUACGGGAAAAUAUUAGACAAUCAGCUCGAUGAUAACGCUCGUAACUGGCUGGAAUUAGACAACAUGAAAACUUGGGACGUUCCUCCAUACCCUCGAUAUUACAGCGUCGGUGAUGAUCGUCGUAAAAGAUCUGACGGCAGUUCUCAACAAGUUUCAUCAACGUGCGCUCCAGACACAGCUUCUGCUGUACCAUUGUCAACUGUGGCUCCUGUCCAAGCCACCCAAAUGCCCCAGCAACCCGUCGCUCAGGUCAAACGAAGUCUUCCGCUGUACCAGGAGCCUCGUUACAAACGCGAUCUAGGCCCCCAGGAUGUCCUGGCACUUUUAUCUCUAUGGGAAGCUGAACGUCGAGAAGGAAACUGGCCUGGAUAUAAUGCCGACGACUACGAUAACAGCGAUGACGACAACAGCAUCGUUGACGUUGACGACGAAGAUCCCAGAAAUGGGGCUGCUUGGCUCGAAGGACCCGCAUACACGCCGCGACAUUUUAGCGUAGGAGAUGACACCCUCGGUUCUUCUGAUAUUGGAAUUCCCCGUUCACGACCAACAAAUUAUUAUGAUCGAUAUGGUAAUCAGUUUGGACAACAGUAUGGCGGUGCCCUUUAUGGAGCACCUCAAUAUGCAGCUGGAUACUCCCGAAAUGAUUACGCUCCGGAGAAAAGAUUCAUGGUAUCGAAGAAGCGAUCACAGGCUUACAGACCCUAUAACGAUGGAAGGAACACCAUGGUCAAUCUUGCUGAGCUUUUGAGGACGAUCCCACAAAAUUAUGGUAACUAUCCGAACGAAAGAGCUGAUUCGAGCUAUUAUCAUCGUCUCAAUUUGUAAUCUUAUUUAUUUAAUCCAAAUCUUAACUAUUAACGACCGGGACGAGCCGAAAACUUCAGGUUCACAUACGUAAUGAAAAAAUUUAUCUAAUUGGUCCAAGGUAAAUAAAAGCCAAUUGGUAUAAACAUGAAUAAAAUUUUCCGUUUCAAGCAUCAAUAUCUUGUGUACAUCUAUAUUACCUGUACAUGGCAACGUACAAAUUAUUUUAUCCAGGAUAUUUUAUUCGUUGUUGUACAAAGCAACGCUGAAACCGCGCUUGUUAUUUAUUUUCUUCUUGUUUGCUCCUCGAAGUUCACGUUCAUUUCAAUACGUAUGUACAUACGUUAUGCACAAUUCGCGGUUUUCGAAAUGCGGUGGUUCAAACAAUUUUAGACUGACUACAAAUUCCGUAUCUCCAGAAAUGACGUGGGUAAACGAAUUCAAGUAUAUAGGUCCGAUCAUUUCACUUGUAGGUACACGCAUAUUAAUCGAGUCCAUAUAUUUCGAAAUAUUUUCUUCAAACUACUGUGCUGAAUAGAAACAGGGAUGAUAAGGUUUCUGAAAUGAAGUCGAGCAACUAACAUAUUUAAUUAUUAACCAGCAUCAUUUUAUGCUAUACAACGCCUAACACAAAAUACAGUUGAAACUGAAAGUUUCUCGAUACGAAAUUUGGCGAUAAAUAAUUAAAUUAUACGCAUAAUUGACUACAAUAUCUAAUUUACGUGAUGUAACGAGAUCAACGUGUGUAUUUAAUCCCUGAUUGUGUCGUCUCGAGCUAUGGUUAACUGGAGAUAAUGAGUGGGGCUAAAUUCUAGGGGGUGAAAAAAGAAUAGAAAGCCAGAUAUUGUUCGAGAAAAAGAAACAUUUUUACCGACGCCUUUAUUUAUGAAAUUCAUGUUGCGAUUGGUCAUACAAAGUUGAACGCAAUUUUUCUAUUUUUCAAUCUUACUGAAGUAAAUUAUUGGCGAGACACUAUUUAUUAAAUUUCUCAUAAUGCAUCCAUCAAUUUUAAAGUCAAUCUCGAAAAAAAUUGAAUAAAUAAAAUUAGAAAAAUCGACCAAAUAUUAAUAUGAAAAUAUCUGCACGAUCGAACGAAACGAUUCAGGCAAUACUUAGUUAGUCGGCUACCAUAUGCCACGUCUUAUAUUCUCUCGGGGCAAAUUUUCUGUUUCCUUCACUAUUCGCGAUAAAGAAUGAAUGUCGAUCAUUAUAGCCCUACUGUACAAAUUCAGAAACAUGUUGUGAAGUAUUUCCUUGUGAUUUAAUCUACUCUAUAUAUUCGUGGCAUAUUAGUAAUGUAAUUUUGUUAUAUUUUUGCUCCAGUUAAUCAUAAGGUAUGGGACUAUAAUGGUAGCGGUGCUAAUAAGUAUAGUGCACCUAUAUACAUGUGUCAUCCAUCUUACGAGUAUAUAAUUAAUGUUUAUAUGUCGAAGUGAAUUUUUUUAUCACGCUGGAACUGGAACCACCACCGCAAACAAAAUAAUCAUCUAACGUUUUGCAGCUAAUUAAAUCUUGAUCCAUGUGCUUACUAGUUACGAUUGUGUGGCGUUGCGAAAUGAAUCGGUGAUACGUGAAUUAUUAAUUAUCGAUUGUAGUAUAGCGCGAUUGUUUCACAAGAAUCGUAUGGGACCCUUAAAAAUCCGUCGGUCUUUAAAUUCCGUUUUAAAAAUAAGCCGGACAACUAGAGGAAAGAGAAAAGAAAAAAAUGCUUGACUACAUAUCAUCUAAUUGUUCGCUGAGAACAAUCUGAGCUUUUUCUAUAAAAAAUUUUGUCAAACAAGCUUUUACACAAAAAUCAAUAUUAAUCUUCACCGACGACGAAUAAAAUGUGAGCAGCGAAUUUUUCAAUUAAAUUCUUGCUAGAUAAACUAAUGAGAUAAAUAUUCUAAAAAAAAAAAAUAUCCUCACUCAAAUUUGUACCUAUACUACUUAAUAAGAUAGUAAGAUUCUCUAUAAAACUAUUUUUGAAAUUCUUCUGCACGAAAGCGAGCUCCAGUUUGAGUUAUACUCUAACUCAAAAAGGUAUAGUCUAAUUUUUCAGCCAGUAAAUUCUAGGAUUCGAGCGUAGUUAUCAUUAUCAAUCGGAACUAUGAAGUUAUAAGUUUUCAAAUUCUAAUAUGCGAAUAUGAUUAAUAUCAUUCUCAACUGCUGAAGUGAUUAAUAAUUAUAAUUGUAAUACGGUGUUUGGCUCGUUUUAAAUGUGCUUUAAAUUAUCUAUCUUCUAUCUUAACAUUCGAUUGUAAAAUUCUUCUGCAAUUGAAGAAUAUUUGAUUGAGGCAAAAGAAAAAUUGCGUCCUUGAAGUGAGAUGAGGUAAUCGGACCUCGAGAUAUUAUAGCUUUCUUAUUUUAUGGAAAGUACGAUAAUAAAUUUCUGAGAGCCAGGAGUAAAAGUGCUAGUUAAAUAAAUCGAGACCUGAUAAUUAUGAUGCGACCGGGUGAAUUGAAUUGGAUAAAAAAAUUAUACCUACUUAUAUAAUAUCCUCCUCUUACGGUUGCAAAAUGAAACAAAAUCAAUUUCUAUCCUAUACGUAGAGUAUGCAUACCCAUAAUAUGUAUGUAUACUAUUUAUAUCGUUAGUCAUAAUAUAUGGUCAUUCAUAUAAGUAUACGUAUAUAAUAGAAAGAAAUAUAUAAAAAAAUAUAUAUAUAUAUAUAUGCCUAUACAUAUAUAUUCAUGAAUUCAUUUGUGUAUAACUAUUUAUUAUAAUAAUAUGGAAAAUCUAAUCUAAUAUACAAUAUAUUAUAUAUAUACACACACACGGUAUCCUACUAAUACAUGAAACUUCAUCUUGAAAAUAUUUUUCAAUCAGUGGUGCUUUCGUUCGAUCAAUGUAUGAUGAUUAAACUGUAAAGAGGGUGAGAGACGAACAAUAAAUAAUUAUAUUCUAUGCAUGCA
Athalia rosae (coleseed sawfly) is the source of this 4228-nucleotide messenger RNA. Its product is annotated as prohormone-2-like. The record is from RefSeq and is a predicted model, not a curated record. Bases 155 to 1354 code for a protein of 399 amino acids. The transcript is spliced from 9 exons. Lineage: Eukaryota; Metazoa; Arthropoda; Insecta; Hymenoptera; Athaliidae.